Molecule: messenger RNA, 1746 nt
Organism: Larimichthys crocea (large yellow croaker)
Lineage: Eukaryota; Metazoa; Chordata; Actinopteri; Sciaenidae
Product: ras association domain-containing protein 8
Exons: 5
Coding region: 231-1385 (384 amino acids)
Biological process (GO): signal transduction
Source: RefSeq, a predicted model, not a curated record
GAGUGACAUCACUUUUCAUGCAGCACAUCCAGAAAGGCUGCAUUCCACAGCUUCACUCCUCCUCCACCUCCUCCUUCUCCUCCUCCCCGGCUGAAGUGUGUCUGUAGGUGAGUGUUUGGGUCACAUCCGCCAACCAGCCUGAACACAGAGCAGCGAGUAACACCAAGGACCAUCAAUGAAACUGAGAUAAGCUUGAACUAACAGGUCACUGGUGGUGCUGAAGGUGAGUGAUGGAGCUGAAGGUGUGGGUGGAUGGCGUGGUCAGAGUGGUGUGUGGCCUAUCACUAGACACCUCCUGCCAGGAUGUCGUCAUAGCUCUGGCACAAGCGAUUGGUCAAACAGGCCGUUACAUUCUCAUCUUGAAGUUACGAGGGACUGAGAGACAUCUAGUUGCGGAUGAGUGUCCUCUUUAUCUUCUGGCUCAGCUGGGACAGCUGGCCGGAGAGGUCCAGUUAAUUCUGCGCAAGACCGGUCCAAGUCUAAGUAACGGUCCAGACACACCCACAACAGAUAGACGCCUUCCCCUGCCCAGACCAUCAGAACCAGAGACCUUCAAACGCAAGGGGCCACAGAAGGCUCUCACCUUCAGUUUGGGUCCCUCAACACUUCCCAGGAGGAAUAAACCAAAGAGGGCCUGGUCUCCGUCACCCAGAGCCUCGCCAGAACCACGAGCUUCCCCUGCAUCUUUCCCAGAGACGGCAGUGCCCCAUUCCUCCUCCAAAGAGGAGGUGUUCAGGCAGAUUUUGCAGCAACAGAGGCGACUUCGGGACCUGGAGAUUCAGCUUCAAACUCUGGAGAGAGAGACAGAGGUGUGGGAAAGGUCAUCUACUGCAGCUCCUAGUGUGGCUGUGGUCCAUGCAGGGGAACUGGAGGAACUGGAGCAGCAGCUGAAGCAGAACGAGGCAGAGCUGAUGGACAGAGGACACUGGCAAGAACAGUUACAGGCAGAGAUGGACCGAGAACAAGAUAUACACAGACGUCUACAUCAGAUACACUCAUCAGUGGAUCAUCACAGCUAUCAGAUCAAGGAGCUCCAAGUCCGUUCUGCACAUCUAGAACAGGACCUACAGACAGCCCACAGACAAAGCUCUCAGACGGGCCCACAGCAGACAGACGAGGCCCUGAGGCCACUGAAGCAGGAGCUCCACCACCGCCUGCAGCAGGGGGAGGAACUGGAAGCAACACUGAGGGAGACGCAGAGGGAACUACAAGCUGCAGAGGAGAGGCUGCAGGACAGUUGGGAGAUGAUCGAGGAGCUGAACAAGGAGCUGCGACAGUGUAAGCUGCAGCAGUUUAUCCAGCAGACCGGCGGUCCAUACGCAGACCAGACCAACUCCCCACCUGUCACCGACGUUUACCUCAGCAACGCUGGAAUAAUGGAGUAGUCCAAGUCGCUGUAUGUCUUCAGAUGGUUUGAAAUGAUUAUUAAAAGCUGUACAAGAAGUUUACAGAGCCUUUACUUGAGUAAAGGUACUGUAGAAAUGUGUUAUAAUACAGGAGAGAAAGGAUUUUUACACAACAACAAACAUUUUAUUUUAGGUUAUCCCAUAUUUAAUUCACAGGGACUUUAUCUGUCAGAUACAUGCAGUGGAGUAAAAGGUCAAUAAUUCCCUCGAGCUCCAAUAAACUCCUAAAACUCUGAGGCAUUUUCUUUGUUUCCUCUGCAGGAAAUCAUGGAAGUAAAACUGUUCUAUAAAAUGUCAAAGGUCCGUCUAGGCUCUACUGUGUGCUAUGUGUGAAUGUGUG